AUGCGAAUUCUUUCGGCGUUCUUUACUGUACUUUUCACGUUCAUCAACCCGUGCAUGAUGUAUAAAGUAGUCACCGAACUAGAAGCGUGUUUUUCGCAUCAUCUACCGGAACGAUUACGGAUACGAGUAAUUGAAACAGUGUGCAACUACGUCUUUAACAACAAUCUUAGCACAAGAAUACGUCUAGCUGUAUAUGUAACAGUAAUUCUCUUCACGUUGGUGCAUCUGAUGUUGACGUGUUUAUCUCUUUACGGUACCUAUUCAUGCCGUCCCGGUUUCAUCCGGCCAUUUCUCUUCGAUGCCGUCUUCAGCACUGUCUUACUACUAUUGUUUGUCUCAUUCUCCGUUUUAAUCUACGUGCAAUUAACUUCAAGUGAAGAUCUUGAGGAUAAGGAAGAUGCGAUGAAAGUGCAUUUGCGAAACGUCUACGUUGGCGCCGCUUUUCUUUUCUCAUAUAUUGUUUGGAUGGUAGUUUCAAUCGUCGCAUACUUGGACACCAAGAAACUCCAUGCAGACUUUAUGUAUUGGAUCGUUGAAGAGCGAGUUAGCCAACGAUCAAAAGCUAAUGUUUCUUCGGAUAUAAGGUGA
This is a messenger RNA of Strongylus vulgaris, 588 nucleotides long. Lineage: Eukaryota; Metazoa; Nematoda; Chromadorea; Rhabditida; Strongylidae. The record is from the annotation of a GenBank genome assembly.